AUGGGUCUCAUCAAAGGCGGCUUCCAGCGCCUGCUCCAGACGGCGCUCUAUGCCUUGCUCUUCUGUUGCGCCGGCAUCAUUCUGGGUGUCUACAGCUACUUCCUCAGCGUGCAAGCCGAUCGCAACGACCCGAUCGCGACAUGGCAAAAGGCCGUUGAGGGCAUCUCCGGCGCCGCUGUGGUCUACCUCAUCUUCGCCAUCGUCCUGACGUGCUGCCUCGGCGGCAUCGCAUUCUUCGCCUUCCUCGCCCUCGUUCUCGACGUGCUGUUUGCCGCCGGCUUCAUCGCGAUCGCGGUCUUGACGCGUGAUGGCGCCGACUCGUGCUCGGGGAAUGUGCAGACACCAAUUGGCAACGGGCCAGCCAGCGCGGACAACGGAUAUGGCGCGAACGGAAUCGGCGGCGACCAGGGCGAGAACUACACCUACUCUGUCCACCUCGGUCUCGCCUGCAGACUCAACACUGUUGCAUUCGCGGUCUCGAUCAUCGGCGCCUUCCUCUUCCUUGUCACCGCUGUCAUGCAGGUUCUGCUUGUGCGACACCACCGCAAGGAGAAGCGCUACGGUCCAAGCCCAUCUAACAACUACACAUCGGGCUCCGGGAAGAAGGGCGGUCUGUUCAGCCGCAAGAAGAACACCGACGCUCAUGCUAUGAAGGACGCUGAGGCGGGCAAUGGUACCGCGCCAGUUGCUGGAGAUGGCUACACCAACGGCUACACCCAUGGCAACACCAACGAGACCAGCUACACCCAUGGCAACACCAACGACACCAGCUACACGAAUGGUUACGCCAAUGGCACCCACACCACCACGGCCCCCAACACGCACUCUGGCUAUUACACGCAACCUACUGGCACGGCAGCCAGCAACCCCUAUGGCUACAGCAACAACACUGCGACCAACUACUAG
Molecule: messenger RNA, 906 nt
Organism: Saxophila tyrrhenica
Lineage: Eukaryota; Fungi; Ascomycota; Dothideomycetes; Mycosphaerellales; Extremaceae
Exons: 2
Coding region: 1-906 (301 amino acids)
Source: RefSeq, a predicted model, not a curated record